GUCGUGAAAUUAAACCGUCUUUGCAGCUCGAUAUAGCUUGGAAAAAAACGAAACAUGGCGGAAGACGGAUCCACAAAACCUGCUGCUGCUGACAUUGAUACAAGUCGUUUGGACUCCAAGAGGCAAACUCUUGAUGAUGCUUAUGCUGCUCCUGCUAAUUUCCUUGAAAUAGAUGUCUGUAAUCAUCAAACUCAUGGCAUCGGAAACAAAAGAUACACAGAUUACGAAGUCAGAAUGAAGACAAAUUUACCGGUCUUCAAGAACAAAGAAUCAACAGUACGGCGGAGAUACAGUGACUUCGAGUUUCUCAAACAAGAGUUAGAAAGAGAUAGUAAAAUUGUUGUACCUGCAUUACCUGGUAAAGCUCUGGGUCGACAGCUUCCAUUUCUGAAGAAAGGAGACGGUAUAUUUGAGGACGAGUUCAUUGAACAGAGGCAGACGGCUCUGGAGGAGUUUAUCAAUAAAAUUGCGGGGCAUCCGCUCGCCCAGAACGAGAAGAGCCUUCACAUGUUUCUCCAAGACAAGGCUCUGGACAAGAACUACGUGCCAGGCAAGGUGCGGAAUACGUAACCCCCGGGAAAAAUGACCAACCACAUGCACAUUGUACACACACAUACAGACAGACAGAACCAUACUCCACCUGUGCUUCAUGUAAGGAGACUUCUAUGCGACUCUGACAAGUAGACACGAGACCGCGACCACCUUCUAAGCAGGUGCUUAUCUCAUCGAACAGGCUCUCAAUUAACAUAAGAAAAAGGGGACCAUGGGGGACCAACGGGUACCGAUUAGGCAUUGUGGGCUGUAUGGAGGGCGCAAAUAGCUACAAGUAGUGCAGGCCUGCUUUUAAAAAAAAUUGAUUGUAUUGUGAAUAAUGCAACAUAAUUCCAAGUUCGAAUUAAAUAAUAUGCAGUUUUCCUAAAAGGAACAACAAUUGUACAUAUUCCAAGGUACAGGUAUAUGUGUAUUACUCUUCUGAGGUACCUUAUACUCAAUUUGUCAACCAAACCAAACACUACAAAAACUUUGGUCAAUUAGGCACAUUAAGACCUUAGAUUAUCGUUAGUGGGCAUAUGUACUCUGUGAGAUAUCCAAAAGGCCGCUGUCACAAGGUCUGCCAAAUUUAAGGAAUAUAUUUUUCCCAUGUAUAUUUUUGGAUGCAUGUAUUUACAUUUUCCCCAUUUAUCUGUUUGAUUGCAUAGAUGAAGGGAGGUUGUAAUUGUUGCUUAAACACUUUAGAAUUUUUUUUAAAAAAUGCACAUGGGAGAUGUGGGUACCGGUGGUUAUGGACAUACAUAUACAAAGUGUACUCGUUUGAUUAUAUGUUAAUGGAAUAUUUUUAAUACGAUAGAUGGGGGGUGUAGCAUGGCUAGAAGCAGAGCCAUCUAUACACAGAGUUUGGCCAACUUGGUUCACUGGGUCACAACAUGGCGUAUAUUCUUGUGUUUGCCCAACAAAGCAGUAGUUGCCAUAUUUGGCCCAACUCUGUGUGCAGAUGGCUCUGGCUAGAAGCAGAAUAACGUCUCUAAUUGUCAGAGAAGAUUACAUUACAAAACAGGAUAAUGGUGGUAGAGAAUUCUGUCUGCAAACUGUAUCGUGAUUCCCCCAAGUACAUGUACAAAUGUAUAUGCCUCAUAAGUUUCAUCUGCUAUUUCUUUUUCUUUUUAUACUCCUUCAUAUACCCCGUUUAAGAUUGUUUAAA
Molecule: messenger RNA, 1699 nt
Organism: Strongylocentrotus purpuratus (purple sea urchin)
Lineage: Eukaryota; Metazoa; Echinodermata; Echinoidea; Camarodonta; Strongylocentrotidae
Product: sorting nexin-3
Exons: 4
Coding region: 55-570 (171 amino acids)
Biological process (GO): endocytic recycling; late endosome to Golgi transport
Cellular component (GO): retromer complex; early endosome membrane
Molecular function (GO): phosphatidylinositol-3-phosphate binding
Source: RefSeq, a predicted model, not a curated record